Molecule: messenger RNA, 1104 nt
Organism: Babesia sp. Xinjiang
Lineage: Eukaryota; Apicomplexa; Aconoidasida; Piroplasmida; Babesiidae
Exons: 2
Coding region: 1-1104 (367 amino acids)
Source: RefSeq, a predicted model, not a curated record
AUGUUGGCUGGCUGUUGCGGCGGCACGGUACAUAGCCCGGUCUUCGGGGCUGUACCUGCAUCGGCCGAGGUGUCUAAUACUGUCAACAUUGUAGGUAAUGCCGAGGAAUGUCUCGACAAAGGACCUGAAGGCAUAGAAAAAUGCCAGCUUCCUGAAGGAGCUUUGAUGGGUAUAAUAUUCAAUCUGGAGCAAGAGCGUGAAACUUAUCUAGAGGCUGUAGCAGUAUUGCACGAACAGUUGCUGGAAGCACAUGAACACUGUCAACAAUUGGCAGACUCUCACCAACAGAUCAAGCGUAACCUAGAAGCCGAAGUAAGCGAAGGAUGGAAAGAAGCCGAACGAUGGGAAGCCAGAUACCGUUCGGUUGCACAUGUAGCCCGCUGUGUCGGUGUAGAUGUGGUUGAACUACAGAAACAAAUGGAAGCAUCCGCCGGAGAUAGAGGUGAUUCUAACCACAUUGUCAGUGAAAGAUCAAUGAACUCAGAGGCAUGCACCGUAGUAACCAGAGAGGAUCUCUAUCGUCUAAAAACUGAUAAAGGCACUGAUGAGGACGUCAAAAACGCGCAACAUACAGUAUACGAUACUGUAACCAAUGGUAUACAACAAAUUAACUCGAAAUUGGACUCUGCAAUCCAUAAAAAUGGGCACCGGGGGACCGUCGGUGACAAAGAGCCCUUGAAAGCACAGAUUAAAGCGAAGCGCAGCAUUUUUAAUGACCAGUUGGGAGUUAUAGUUAACGGAGAUGAUACCCAAUAUAAAGAACGGGAAUUGCCCAUUUCCAUGAACAGGAGAACUACACGUGUACCCACGAACAGCCGUAAAGCAAGUAUCUUCACAAAUGCCGUUAACCAUAAACCGUUGGGUAAUCUUAAGGGCUGCUUCUGUUUGACACCAAUGGGUUCUCCUUGCGUAAGAUGCGGCAGCUCUGAGUUUAUGCGAAGCUCGAUGGGAUAUACCGAGCCUAUUCCAACGCUCUAUCACGACUGGCUCUAUUUGACUACUCCAAGAGAUUAUCACGAGAAAUAUGAAUCAAGUCACGAGCGCAUCCCUUCUGCCGACAUCAUCGCUACACUGAAUUUGGUGUUCGACGUUACGAGCAUAUGA